CAUGACCAGGCGUGUUUACACCUGCAGUGACAGCUAACAGCGACUGUAUCACUGACAGGGACGCCCGUUGUUCAAACCCGACAGACGAAGCGACAUUGUCCGGAGAGGUUCUUGUUGAGCGGACUCUCACUGGGACUUGCUCCAGGCAGCCUCGGCCCAUCUGUGCCCCAGGAGGGAAGCUACAUCCCCAGCCACAGGCUCUAGGAAGCAGCCCUGUGUUUCUGUCCACCAUGGACGAGACAGAUGUGGAACAGGUGACCCUGGCUCUACUAGAUGCAGCCACCGAUAAAGACGCAGAGGUCCAGGAACAGGUCAGAAAGUCUAUGUUGACCCUGGGAAAACAGCAGCCUGACAGAGUGUUAGCCAUGUGUCAGGACUACCUUCUGAAACACCCAAAGUUGGUGGUGACCCACAGAGUUGUGAUUCUUCAGACUAUUGAGCUGAUUGUGGGCUGCAGGAUAGAGCAGAUCAGUUACCCGAGGAUAAAGAGUAUCAUCUCCCUUGCCUCAGACGAGAUGACACGAUCAAAAGAGGUCAUCCCUGACUGGCAGCAGGCAGCCAGUAAUAUCUUGGUUGCUGUGGGUAACAAGCACAUCAAUGACAUCAUGGAGGAGAUACUAAGCAAGUUUCAGCCAGGGCUCCUACCUCACUUCUUUGUGGUACAGACACUAGCCAACCUUUCUGACUCCAAUGUUUAUGGCAUGGUACCCUUCCUGAAUGCUAUUCUGGGCACCAUGUUGCCCAUGUUGAGCAUGGCCAAACAGGACAACAUGAAAUGGGUCUUCUCUUCUGCUCUGUGUCAUUUCAGCGACAGUAUCCUGGAGUAUCUUGCCAACCUGGACAAGGCUCCAGAUCCCACAGUCAGAAAAGACACAUUCUCGAGUGAAAUCUAUGCUGCUUUCGACAUCCUCUUCAAUAACUGGUUACAAAGCAGGGAGUCUAAGUUGAGGCUGACAGUAGCUGAGGCAGUGGGCUCUAUGUGCCACCUGAUGGCCAGUGAUAAACUGGAGGAGCAGAUUCCUAAACUCAUUCCUGCCAUCUUGUCCCUGUACAAGAAAAACAACGAGCACUAUAUCAUUAGCAAGAGUCUGUGCCAAGUGAUUGAUGCUUCUGUCAACAUGGGCAGCAGGGUGCUGGAGACGCAACUGGACAGUUUGCUCUUUGCUCUGCAUCAACAGGUGUCUGCCCCUGUUGAUUACAGUAACCCUCCUACUGUCAAGAACCACAAUGAGGUCCUCCGCUGCUUCAGCUUACUAGCUAACUCCUUCCCAGACCGGCUGGGUAUAUUUGUUCUUCAAAAGUUGGAGAACAGUAAUGAGCGAAGCAGGGUUGGCUCCCUGGCUGUGCUUCGUCACCUCAUCAACUCUUCAACUUCCACAAUGGAGGGCAAGAAGCUGCUGAUUCUAGCCAGCAUCAGACAGCCAAUGGCCGACCACAGCAACAAGGUCAAGAAGCACGUGAUCCAGGUGAUCAGUGCGAUGGCUCAUCAUGGCUACCUGGAGUUAGAAGGAGGGGAGUUACUGGUUCGAUUCAUCGUUCAACACUGUGCCUUACAUGACACAUAUCAGCGAGGCCAAAGACCCACAGAUCCAGAGGAGGUGACCAAUGAGUCACUGAGGACGAUGUGUGACAACACCCUUCAUCUCCUGACCACCACUGUUGGACGACUAGCUGAUGUUCUGUGGCCAAAGCUGCUGUACUUUCUGACCCCUCCACAGUUCAGCAAUGCCACCACUCCUCUGUGUAAGAGUUUGAUAGAGCUGGGCAACAAGAAGAAAAAUAACCAGGAUCCCAGCUUCAACAUAGACUUUACACAGGAAGUCAAUCUGCCUUCUCCUCAAACACUAAUGGUCCGACUGCUGGUGAAUGCAGCGUUCCCGUUCAAUAGCAGAGAUCAUGGAGCGCCGUCCCUCUUGCUCCUUCAGACCCUCAGUAUCAACGUUCACCCCAAUACAGAGAUACUCUGGGAGAAAGAGAUACCUCCUCUGUUGUCAGUGCUAGAGGAAUCAACUGCAGAGAGCCUGGAUAAGAAGCACUGGGAUGAAAAGUUGCUGAAGCUCUUGUCUAAAAUCCUGGCUACUAUCGAUGAUGACAAGUGGGUGUGUCAGUUGGCAGCUGAGUCAACGAGGUACCUCUCCACAUAUAACAACGCCUUAGAGGAGAAGAGUUUCCUGUAUCGAUGUAUAGGGGUGACCCUCCAACAGUGUUUUAAUAAGGAGCUGGUUAAAAAACAGCUGCAGGAAAUCCUCCUCACAGCACGACACAAUGACGCAAUCGAAAGAGAGGGAGUUGCAAUGGGCAUCGGAUUGUGUGCCAACAGCCACUUAGAGGGAACUCUGGCCAAGCUGGACGAGUUUGGCAAGUCUGAUGCCUUCAAGAAGUCACCGAGCAUCUUCAACCUUCUCAAAGAGCGUAAUGACGUUGAGGUAGAGAAGGUGAAAAGCACAUUAAUCUUGUGUUAUGGUCAAGUGGCUCUGAACGCACCUCCAGAAAAGAUACUGAACCGCAUUGAUCAAGACAUCCUUCGCUGCAUCAGUAAACACUUCAAUACCAAGGUUCUGGGGAUUAAAGUAGAGACAAAGGACCUGACUAUGAAGCUCAGUUUGAUCCAGAGUGUUGGGCUCAUAGCCAAAGCCAUUACUGAGUGUGUGAAGAAACAAGGCUACGUCUUCUCUCGCAAACAGGAACUCAUUAAUGUUAUGCUGGAUUUUAUCAAGGCAGAGCCAGCUGAUUCAUUGAGGACUCCAGUACGCCCUCUUGUGAUGACCACCUGUGCCAACCUAAUGCCUCUGGACCCAGCGCUGAGUGAGAAUGAGGGCUUUGACUUGCUAAAGGUGUGUGUGAACGGUGUCUUCUCUCUGCCACCUGAGACACACACUCCAGAGAAAACAAAAGAAGAGGAGAUACUGGACCCCAAGCAGAGAAAGGCACUGUACAAAGACACGUUGGCUGCACUGCAGGAGCUGCUAAGAAGUGUGCUGGCAAGGGAUCCCACACCUGAUGGCCUGCAGAGUGUCUUUAAGCACAUUGAAUCAUGGUUGAGCUCCGGACAGGACCAUGAGAGAGAGAGAGCUGCCACAGCUACUGCUCAUAUACUGGCUUACUAUCUGGAUAACCUGACUGUCAAGAACAUGGUGUCCUUCCACAACCUUGGAGCUCUGCUGGGUCGACUGUCUCCACGAUGUUCUGAUCCUCACCCUGCUGUACGCACUGCUGCUGUCGACUGUAUAUACACACUGCUUUAUAUACAGCUACGCUAUGAAGGUUUCUCCCUGGAUUAUAAGGAUGAAGCUGUGGACAGUCUGUUGCCCCUGAAAAACCGACUAGAAAACCCUGACCACUCAGUUCUAUAUAAGACCUGCUCCGACCUCACCAAGGUGAUGAGUAAGCGUCUGCCUCAGCAGCAGCUGUCGACAUUGGUGUUCAUGUUGUUUGAAGGGCUGGUCGACAGUCAGACAAACUGCUGCAGAGCUUCAUCUGUCAUUCUAAAUACUCUGCUGAAGAACAGAGGAGGGGGACUACAAGAGCUGGUCCCAGAGAUGCUGGAGGUACUACAUGUGCGUCUGCAGAGCAUCACAGAGGAGCAGGUGAGAGUGGCAGCGGGACAGACGGUACUAAUCCUGGCUUCUCAGCAUCUACAGACUGUUGUCACUGCACUAGUAAAUCAACCACUUCCUUAUGACAGCUGGACCAGUGAGAUGUGGAUGGCCUUGGGAGCAGACCCCAUUGUGGCCAGUCAGAUCAUUGAGAUGGUGAUGGAGAAGCUUGCCAUCAUGGCGCCCUACGUAGACAAGAAGGAGUCAAUGAUCAGAGGAGGGACAACAAAGGUGGCCACCAAUCAGCCACUGGCUAUGACAUGUGGCCUCAAAGAACUGCUAUUAAAUGGCCAGAGUCAGGAGCCGGCAGUCAGUCUGUUUCCCCGUCUCUUCUCCUGCCUCACUGUCAGACUGGGAGCAAGCGUUGGAGUCUCCGCGCCGAAGGACAACAACACUAAACACGCUGCCUCUGUCCAUGUAGCAGGGGUAGCAGCUGAUGCCUUGCGAAUCUUGUUAGCACGGGCCCAAUUAGAUGAGGUGAUGAAAAGACUGGAUGAGGAUAAUGCCUGGGAUGCAAUGAAGGAACAGAAUACACACAUUACAGGAGUUACACUACUGGCGAGAGCAAUGUCUAAGCAUGCUGGUCCCAGGUUGCCUGCCAUUGUAGAGUGUCUGUGUCCCUCCUUGAACAACAUCUACGAGUGCCAGAGAAUCACCAUCACUGCUUUCUUCUCUGAGCUCCUAAACCAUCACGUGGUGACAGAGUUGAUGUUGAUAGAUGUGUUAAUGAACAACAUGAUGGAGAGGAUAUCAGAUCCCUGUUGCACUGUCCGCAUGUUGUCUGUGCGGGGGCUGGGCAAUAUAGCUGUGGGAUCCCCUGAAAAGGUGAAUAAAUAUGCCAAGGAGUUGCUGGCAGCCAUGAGUUCAGGCAUGGAGGAGAAAGAUGAUCCGGGUAAGCUGAUUACCCUUGAAGCCAUGUCCGGUCUUUCGAAAGUCCUCCUCUUUCUGGACAAGAAGAAUGUCCACUUACUGGUGGUCUAUAUCUUCAUGAAGAUUAAACCAUUCUUGGAGAGCGAGAAUGAUGAGAUCCGCUGUGCUUCCAUCCACCUAAUGGGGAACUUGUCCAAGUUUGGCUCAGGAGAACCUGUGUUCAAAGACCAGAUCCACAAUGUUCUGGUCAGCCUGUUGUUACACCUGGUUGACCCAAAUCCACAAGUGGUCAAGGCGUGUAAGUAUGCAAUGCGAGUGUGUGCUCCUGUGGUGGGAUCAGAGCAGAUCACAGCCAUGUUUCAGAACCAUCUCCACGAUGACAAGAGUUUGCACUACGGAGAGUUCAUCAAUGACCUCACCAAGUACCUGAUUCAGGACUUUCCAGGCAUGCUGAACUUUUAUCACAUCUCAGUCAUCCAGUUCUUCAAGAGCAACUGGCCUGAGGUCCGAGCAGGAGCUGCCAUGUUUAUAGGGUGUCUGCUGGGGAAUCUUCCAGAGGAGCAUCUCUCCCACCUCAACAUGGGAACUAUCACUAAAGGUUUAGUGAUGCUGCUCCAAGAUCCAGAUCCUGUAGUGAGAGUAAAGGCUGCUGAGGCCAUGGGACGUUUCCACUGACACACAAAUGACAAGAACUACAUACAAAUCUCAGUGUUUCCUUUAAUCACAAGUGGUAGGUCCACUACAUACAAACAUGAAAAAUAUCAAUAAGAAUAUUUAUGAUUUGGUCUGCAGUUUACAGAAACAUUUAGAGCCUACCAUUUAAAUGUGCAGUCAUUAUGACAACAUUGAAACUAUUUAAAAAAAACAUUGACCAAAACAGGAAUACAUGUGGAGCCAAAAGCCAAACGGUCAGGUUUACAAAAUGAACACUGAUAAUACAUAUCCAUGCACACAAACGCACAUGCAUUUAUCCGUUAGCAGCUUUGUUUAACUUCUUCCGACACUUAACUAUGGUACUUGAAAGGAGGUGUUAAUUCUUAACUAUAUUUUAGUGACCAAAGACUGUGUUGUUCUGUCAGCGUGACAAUACCAGAGAUAUAUACAGUAUAUAAGAGAAAUAUACCAUGCAUCAAGAAGUUUCUAAUGCAACGGUUAAAAACAUAUUUAACCGUGAAUAAUUAUUAUUAUUCUUUUUUUUUUUUUGAAUGACAUAGUUUCUUCAAAUAUUAUGUGCAAGUGAUAACAAUUAUGUACAUGUUAAUUACAUGACUGCGAUUUCACAUAACUCUGGCUGGUACUUUGUGUGUGUGUGCACGAGAGUGUGUGUGUAGUCAUACCAGCAUUUUGUGAUAGUGGUGUGGAUGUUUUUAUUUCACUAUUUGACUCUCUUUUAGAGAUCAUUCCAAUACAGUGGGCUCGUCCUAAAGACCCUUCCUCUGAUUAACAUGAUAUCCUUUAUUUCACAAAUCAGCUCUGAGCUCAAUGAAGAUCCAAUGAAACAUUUUAAGUCAGUUAAAUGUGCGGCACCACAAGUAAGUCUUUGAAAAGUGAAUGUGAAGUCUACAGUAGAAGUAACUGCUAAAAUCGCUGAAUGCACAAAAGCUACAGCAGGACUUCAGUUCGUUUGAGGGUUUGUGGCUGUGUGUGAAGGAUGUAAUUAAAAGAAAACAGGAUGACAGGAUGAGGUGGUCUUAUUGCUGUGUGCAGUGGUCCAUAUCAUCUAGCAAUAACCAGUCAAUAACUACUUUUAUAUCCAAUCUCUGGCAGCAGGACUCUGCUUACCAGUAGUCCUGCUUUUGGAGCUGUACAGUAGCUAACAUGAACUAGCUUCUUCAGAACAGAGUAAAACAUUUAUCCAUCUACUGUAAUGGACAUACUGGUGCCAAGCUUACCUCCAUUUCUAAGCCAUAAUUGAUGCUGUUUGUGAAUCACUGCCACCGCUACAGCUAAAUGGCCACACGGGACACUUCCUGAUAUAACAGUAAUUUCUUUGGUCCACCUCAGAUGGCUGCUUUGACCACUGGCUGUCUAUCUGCACAUAGUUUAUGAUUCAAUUUCACACGACCGGCCGAAGGAGUGUUCAGUCAUGAUCUGUUCGAACAUCAUUUACCGCAAGUACUUUACCAGGGAUGGCGGCCAUCGUAAACACACCAGCCAAUUAACAGUUCAGAAUCAUUUGAAUGUGGUGACCCUUUUCAUUGCAUCUCUCAGAGAGGUGAACUCUAUUUUGUGUUCUUCAGCCUAAACAGACCUAACUCUUCACCCAAUAAGAAUUCUGAACCAGCCAGUUUCCGCCAAUCAAACCAUUACAUUCCAGUGUUGUUAGGCAUAACAGAGCAGUGCGGCCAUGCUGAACACAGUUAGUGCCAAAUAAUCAUUAUUACACAUAUUAAGAUAGCAUGAUUUUCUCUUUCUCACUUCAAAUGCACUUACAGUAAUAUUAAUUUCAUUUCAUUUUUCCAUUAAAUGGUGAAGUUUUAGUGUACAAUCGUGGGUUUGCGGGCCUCUUAUGUAAGGAUGUCUCUACGUGUAACUGUAACUUUUAUGUUUUCUAUAUUGAUUUACUCAAGUACCGAUAAGGAGGGAUGCAAAAUAAUCCAUUAUGUCCUAAUUCUAAUUAAUUUGGUGACAAACAACAUUCAGUAGAGAGUCAGGUGAUAGCAAUACAUUGUUUGAGUAUAAAUGAUUGAUUGUGUGUCUACCUUCAGUACUUGCACUUUUAAGCUCUAUAAUCUAGUCCCUGAAUUAAGAACUGAAAGGCAAACUAGGAGCUGAACCUGUUUGGUACAUUUAUAUAUAAGUCACAUGUAGGGAACCUUUUUAUGCUUUUGACCUUAUAACUGAUAAAAUGCUGCUUUUUUUUCAUCUAUUGUUUUUUUUUUUUUUUUUUUUUUAUUUCGGUUAUACACAAGGAAGGCUGCUGCCUGGAUCCUUAUUGGGUUGUAUUGGAUUGUUC
Molecule: messenger RNA, 7422 nt
Organism: Morone saxatilis (striped sea-bass)
Lineage: Eukaryota; Metazoa; Chordata; Actinopteri; Moronidae
Gene: mroh1
Product: maestro heat-like repeat family member 1
Exons: 45
Coding region: 231-5141 (1636 amino acids)
Cellular component (GO): cytoplasm
Source: RefSeq, a predicted model, not a curated record